Molecule: messenger RNA, 563 nt
Organism: Sus scrofa (pig)
Lineage: Eukaryota; Metazoa; Chordata; Mammalia; Artiodactyla; Suidae
Gene: RPL30
Product: ribosomal protein L30
Cellular component (GO): cytosolic large ribosomal subunit
Molecular function (GO): RNA binding; structural constituent of ribosome
Source: RefSeq, a predicted model, not a curated record
GACAGCAACGACGCAGAAGAGGACAGAGACAAGGUCCAAUGUUCCCAGCAAAAAGAUUUUAAAAUCAGCCCUGUUUAUCGCUCUCUGUGAAGAUUCCGCUUACAAGGUCAGGCUAAAACGGCUACAAAAGAGGUUGGGGGCGUCCCGCGCCUAAGGCAGGAAGAUGGUGGCCGCAAAGAAGACGAAAAAGUCGCUGGAGUCAAUCAACUCUCGGCUCCAGCUGGUUAUGAAAAGUGGAAAGUACGUGCUGGGGUACAAGCAGACUCUGAAAAUGAUCAGACAAGGCAAAGCGAAACUGGUCAUCCUCGCCAACAACUGCCCAGCCUUGAGGAAAUCUGAAAUAGAAUAUUAUGCCAUGUUGGCCAAAACUGGUGUCCAUCACUACAGUGGAAAUAAUAUUGAAUUGGGCACAGCAUGUGGAAAAUACUACAGAGUAUGCACACUGGCUAUCAUUGAUCCAGGUGAUUCUGAUAUCAUUAGAAGCAUGCCAGAACAGACUGGUGAAAAGUAAAUCAUGCACAGUUUUUCUUUAAUAAAGCCAGCCAGCGCUCAUUUUAAAAAUA